Molecule: messenger RNA, 1336 nt
Organism: Lobosporangium transversale
Lineage: Eukaryota; Fungi; Mortierellomycota; Mortierellomycetes; Mortierellales; Mortierellaceae
Product: 3-deoxy-7-phosphoheptulonate synthase
Exons: 4
Coding region: 104-1270 (388 amino acids)
Biological process (GO): aromatic amino acid biosynthetic process
Cellular component (GO): cytoplasm
Molecular function (GO): 3-deoxy-7-phosphoheptulonate synthase activity
Source: RefSeq, a predicted model, not a curated record
CAAUGAGCUUCUUUCUUCCUUCUUUCUCUUCUCUCUCCUCUCUCCUCUCCUAAGGUCUUUGCCCCUCUUGUACACCUUAUCAUUGUCAUAUACAGAUAUCAUCAUGUUCAGUGAACAGCAACAAACAAAGAUCGGCUUCCAACAUGGUUCAUCUUCUCCUAUCUCCCGCAUUGCGGCAACAGCCCUCAAUGAACUUGACGACAAACGCAUUAAAGGGAUCAAGCCAUUGAUCCCCCCACAGAUCCUAAUGGAAGAUCUUCCUCUUUCGCUCGCUGCUGCUCAGACAAUCAUUCUCGGUCGUCAGGCUGCAGAGGAGAUCAUCAAAGGCAGAGAUGAUCGUUUGCUCGUUAUUGUGGGACCAUGCUCUAUCCAUGAUACCAAGGCUGCUAUUGAAUAUGCUCAAAAGCUCAAGGCUUACGCUGCCGAAGCUGCCGAGGAUCUCGCCAUCAUCAUGAGAGUGUACUUUGAGAAGCCUAGAACAACUGUCGGCUGGAAAGGUCUGAUCAAUGAUCCUCAGCUCAAUAACUCAUUCCAGAUCAACAAGGGCUUGCGCGUUGCCCGCUCUCUGUUGUUGGAUUUGAACGAGAUGGGCGUUCCAGCGGGAUGCGAGUUCUUGGAUACAAUCUCGCCUCAAUACGUUGGAGACCUUGUUUCCUGGGGAGCCAUCGGUGCCCGCACCACCGAGUCACAGAUUCACCGUGAGCUUGCCUCGGGACUGUCUGUACCAGUUGGAUUUAAGAACGGCACUGAUGGCGGUGUCACUGUUGCCAUUGAUGCUAUCAAGUCGGCCUCAUCAGGCCAUCACUUCCUCUCUGUCACGAAGCAGGGUCUUUCAGCCAUUGUUUCAACUGAGGGCAAUGACUCUUGCCACGUCAUCUUGCGCGGAGGUUCCAAGGGACCUAACUACGAAGAGGCAGAUGUCAAAGCUGUAGCUGACAAGCUGACUGCUGCCAAGCUUCCUGCCCGUAUCAUGGUCGAUUGCAGCCACGGAAACAGCUCCAAGGUCUUUGCACGCCAAAUGAUUGUCGCAGAGGACCUGUCAAAACAGUUGGCUAAUUCGAAUGCUUCUGGAGAUGCGAUUAUGGGCGUGAUGAUUGAGUCUCAUUUGAAGGAGGGCCGUCAAGAUAUCCCUGCGGCAGGACCACAGGGCUUGGUCUAUGGUCAAUCUGUCACAGAUGCCUGUAUUUCUUGGGAAAACACUGUUGUUUUGCUCGACAACCUGAGAGAAGGUGUCCGCCAGCGUCGCGUCAGAAGAUCCAGCAGUGCUUAAACUAGGGGGACCUUCUUGUAGAUUUUCAUUCAUUUGUUUACGCAUUUCUUUUCUUAUUUUCAAUGC